AAAAGAUCUAACUGGCUCAGUACACUGCCUGGCUUGCCAGGUCUGGUCAUUAGCAUUUUAUUAAGUUUUCGAACACAAAAAUUUUGGAAUCUUAGCUUCCGGCUGUUACCAUUGCCUAUCUUUUUUAUUUGCCUUCUCUCGAUGUCAAAAUUGAACUGAGUACGCCUUUCCCCAACUAGCACCGGCAUCGGUACUAGCCAGCACCGCUUGCCAGCAGCCCUUGCCACAAUUCCACAAUCCCAGAGUCAGCCCAGGUCGAAAGCCAUUCACAGCAGUUGGACAGACAGCCCGAAGACCGAGCACCUACUCCUGUCUCUGUGCUAAUGUGUGUGUGUGCGGGAGUGUGCGUGCAGGUUCGUGUGUGUGGGUGAGGCACUUACCAGCCCUGCGGUUUCAUUUGGCCAGCCGCAAAAUUCUUACCAAACAAAAUAAAGAAAACGAGAAGCAGCAGAAGCAGAAACAGAACUAACUUGCCAAAGCAAAGUAAAGCCAAGCGGCAACGGAAAUUGUUAACCUUUGGGGAUAUCAAACAUUUACGAUUGCGUGGAAGCGGCAGAGGCAGGGGCAACAACAGCUACAUUUAAGUUUUUAUCAGCACAAAAUAAAGUUUUGGUUUACGGAUUGUGUUCCAACAACCCCGAGCCCAGGGCAGCCACAAGUGCCCAGGAGAAGCAGCUGGAUCAAGGAGCCCGCCGAGUACUUUUGAGGGAUUUAAAUUUUUGUUUGCUGCCGGGGCUACCGGCGAAGCGUAAUCGUGGGAGCCGCAACCUCAACUUCUUGGCGUCCAGCCAUCAUGAUGCGGAAGAAGAAAAUAAGUGGGGCUUCCCCUUCUUCAGCAUCGGACUCAAAUCCACCGGAAUCCUCGGGGGUUUUCCAAGGCGAAACUAGCUUGGCUGGCAUUGAGGACUUGUCCUCAGGGUCCGACGAUCAGGGUGUUCCUUUCAUUUUGGUGGAUAGUGCGGUCGUCCACACUCCCAGCGAUCUGGAUGCAGUUCUGAACCUCUUGGAAAAGAGAAGGAUGGAUAUGGUAGAGGCGGAUUUAGAGGACAACCACUUGCCGCUCUUGGAGGAUGAAUCGCCACCGCCAGAACUGGACCUACCCAUCAACCUAGGAUCAAAAGAAGCAGCCGAUCUGAAGGCUGCAGAAGAUAAGAAACGCUUCCAGGAGGAUCUGGAGAGUCUCUGCCUAACAUCCCUAUCGAGAAAAGAGAAGAAUGCUCUCAUAACCACAGAAUCCAUAAGCACUGAAAACCUAAACCAGAGCACGGCUACCGAAAGUUCCGUGGAAGAGAGUCGCAUGCUGACGCAGACUUUUAUCAAUCUGGAGCAGAUACGGGUCCAACUGGAGGAGCUAAGAAAGCAGUUAAAUGAGGAGCAGGAGGAGAAGGAGUUACAGGACGCCAUUAUGGUACCAGAGGCAGUGCCCGAGGAACCCAAAGUUCGUCCCAGCAUUCACCGCCAGGCUACCUUCGACAUCAAACGCGAGAGUGGCGGUACUGUCCCGCGGCAUAAUAUUACCCAUCCGGUAAUUGGUGUUUAUACCAAAGAUUCCCUGACGACGACCCAGACGCUGAAUAGCUCUAAAACUCCCAUUUUAAACGAUACACCCAGCUCCACGAAUUCCAGCUCCACGUUGAGCUCCUCGGAAAGCCCUAUGUCCUCGCCCCUGGGUACCCAGCAGAUCAUCAAUCAAGUCGGGGACUUGCUUAUGCAACUGCAGCUGCAGCAGGAAGAGACCCACACUCUUGAAGAGGGCUCGUCCUAUUCCUAUGUGGUGACAAUAGUGCCACGAGGCGGGGUGGCCAAGUGCUCCAUGCAGGUCAUUACCGAUCUCAAGCCCACCUCCCGCAAGGCGGUUGUGCAGCCCCAGGCUCGUCCAAUAUCCAGCCAGCUUCCUAUCUCUCGGACUCCCAUCAUUAAUAUUUUUUCCCCCUCCGGAACACGUUUGGAAUCAUCUCAGUUGCCCCUGCGCUCGCAGGCAUCUCAGUUGUCCGUCAAAACCACCAAACUUGAAUGCAGCGUGUUGCCCUUUUCCCACGCUGUUCCUUCAAGUCCUCCAGAAUCCCCACCCUGCCGGAUCAAAUCCGCUUAUAUGCGUAAGAGACCAGGAACCUAUAUAAAAGUUCCCGCUCCAGCCAGAUACUGCCACGGUAAGAAGAGGGAUUAAAAUUGGUGUAGUCGAGCAGACUUUACUUCAAUUCAAAAACUUGAUUCAAAUUGCAUUGAAAUGUUGAAAAACAAAUAUAUAUUUUAACAGGCAA
Molecule: messenger RNA, 2261 nt
Organism: Drosophila bipectinata
Lineage: Eukaryota; Metazoa; Arthropoda; Insecta; Diptera; Drosophilidae
Source: RefSeq, a predicted model, not a curated record